AUGGAAAAUCAAAAAGAAGAUACUACUAUCAAGAAGAAUUCAGUUUUUGAACUCAUAUCCAGAAAAAUUAGCCAACUUCCAGAACCAGAAAGGAAUCUACUUGAGUAUGGAUCAACAUACAUUGGACUUAAUGCUGCUCUCUGUGGCCUAAUAGCAAACAGUCUUUUUCGGCGCAUCCUGCAUGUGACAGAGGCUCGAAUAGCUGCUAGCUUACCAAUGGCAGUCAUCCCAUUUUUGACAACAACUGUAUCUUAUCAAAGUUUUGUAAGUUUGCCUUUGAGCACAGGUGAGUUGAACUGUGAAACCUGUACCAUGACAGGGAGUGGAUAGCUAGUUCGCUUGGUUAUGGGCGGCCUAUACGCUGUUCUUUUGGCUAUACCUGUGAACGGUGGCCUUGCAGCCAGGUAUGGAUCAACCCCACUGCCAGACAAAGGAAACAUCUUAAAUUACUGGAUUAGAGUUUCUAAGCCCGUCUUUAGAAAGAUGUUAUUUCCUAUUUUACUUCAGACUGUGCUGGCAGCUUAUCUUGGAUCUAGACAGUAUAAACUACUUGUAAAGGCCCUUCAGUUACCUGAACCUGGCCUCGAAAUUCACUGA
Messenger RNA from Jaculus jaculus (lesser Egyptian jerboa), 597 nucleotides. RefSeq names its product transmembrane protein 126A-like. The record is from RefSeq and is a predicted model, not a curated record. Lineage: Eukaryota; Metazoa; Chordata; Mammalia; Rodentia; Dipodidae. Gene Ontology annotation, biological process: mitochondrial respiratory chain complex I assembly. Gene Ontology annotation, cellular component: mitochondrion.